GUGGGAAUGUUGGGGUUCCACCGCCCACCUUGGGGUGCGGUGGGGCUGUGAGCCCCCAGCCCGGGCAUUCCGGGUGGAGUUCCCUAUCUAGCACCUCAUCCCAGUCCUCUUCUUGCUUUUCCUGAUCUCUGGAGUCCACCGAGCGUGAGGGGCAGCCGGGGAAGGGGCCCUUUUUGCGGGGAACACCUGAGGAAGCUCAGCCAAGCCGCCUCACUGGGAUCACCUCGGUGGAACGAGCUCACCAAUCUCGGGGGAGUUCACACUUGGGGGCUCCAAACUCUUCCAGCUCUUCCAGCUCUCCUGUGCCACAUCCAGCAGCUCUUGCCCAUCCCUUCGUGCGUCCUUGUGGCAGAAGGAGCAGGGAUUCCCCAGAGAUGCAGGAAACUGAGGCACAAGUGGGCUGCCAGCCCAUCCAGGAUUGCCCAAGAGGCUGAUCCUGGAUCAAGUUUCCCACUUCUCCUUCUCCUCCCCAGCAGCCCCAGCCCGGUGAAGCAGCAGGUUCAGAUGCAGAAGGAGAAGCAGCAACUCUCACCCCCUCCCUGAGGGUUGGGGCUGGGCUGGGGGCUGCUUGAGUGGCCCAGUCCCCAUCCCCUCGCCUGUUUGUCCACAGGUGACUGUUCCAAGAUGUCCCUCUGGAACCUGGUGUCCCACAUGCCACCGGAGGAGUUCAGCAGCCUCUCCGCGGAGUUUCCCCGGAGUCUGCGCUGUCUCCUGGCCGAGUGGCUGGAGAACCAGCCCUGGGAGUUCAUCAAUGGCUCAGACGCCUUCUGCAGCAGCAUGGCCAGCAGGCUGCUCUCGGCCAUGCUGGAGAAGCUCCGCAGCGCUGCCAGCAGCGAUGGGCAGCAGAGCCAGAUCCUGCAGCAAGUCAGCAGCAUCGAGAACACCUUCCGUCGGGACCCUCUGCGGCUGGUGGCCGUUGUGAGAGCCAUCCUGGAGGGUGAGAAGGCGGCCGUGCUCAAACGGGACCACCACCUGCCCCUCAGCUUCCACCGGCGGCAGGAGGAGCUGAAGUUCAGCCUGGGGCUGCAGCGGCUGCAGCACCGAGUCCGUGAGAUCCAGGCGCUCUGCGAGGAGGGGCCAGGGCGGGACGGGGCCGUGCAGGGCCCCAUGGCCCCCAGGGAACUGCCCACCCUCAUCUUGGAGGCUGUGAAGGAGCUGGAGGCGGCCAAACAGCAGGUGCUGAAGAGGAUCCAGAUCUGGAAGAGACAACAGCAGCUGGCAGGGAACGGGGCCAUCUUUGAGGAGGAUCUGGCACCGCUGCAGAAGAGGUGCGAGAACCUGGUCGAGGUUUACUUCCAGCUGCAGGAACAGGUGAUGGCAGUGAGCACCGAGCCUGACCUGCUGCCGCGGCUCCUGGAGCGCCUCAACGAGGUGUUGUCCAGCCUGGUCAAGAGCUCCUUCCUGGUGGAGAAGCAGCCCCCACAGGUGCUGAAGACCCAGACCAAAUUCCAGGCAAACGUCCGGUUCCUGCUGGGCCCGAAGCUGCUGAAGGCAGCGCCCAAGCCCUACGUGGUGAGGGCUGACAUGGUGACAGAGAAGCAGGCACGGGAGCUGGAGCUCAGCAACUACAGCAACACCCUCAGUGAGAGCACGGGGGAGAUCGUGCACAACACGGUGGCCCUGGAGACCAACCCCACCAGCGGGACCUGCUGCGCCAACUUCAAGAACGUGCUGCUGAAGAAGAUCAAGCGCUGUGAGCGGAAGGGCUCUGAGUCGGUGACAGAGGAGAAAUGCGCCGUCCUGUUCAGCACCAGCGUCACCUUGUCCCCCAGCAACGUCUCCAUCCACCUCCAGGUCCUGUCUCUGCCCAUCGUGGUCAUCGUCCACGGGAACCAGGACAACAACGCCAAAGCCACCGUGCUGUGGGACAACGCCUUCUCCGACAUUGAGCGGGUGCCCUUCGUGGUGGCCGAUCGAGUGCCCUGGGACAAGAUGUGUGACACCCUGAACCUGAAGUUCAUGGCAGAGGUGCAGACCACCAAGGGGCUCCUCAAGGAGCACUACUUCUUCCUGGCCCAGAAGAUCUUCAAUGACCACAGCGCCAGCCCUGAGGACUUCCAGGGCCGCCAGGUCUCCUGGGCCCAGUUCAACAAGGAGAUCCUCCCUGGCCGGGGAUUCACCUUCUGGCAGUGGUUUGAUGGAGUCCUGGACCUCACCAAGAGAUGUCUCAAAAGUUACUGGUCAGACAGGCUCAUCAUGGGCUUCAUCAGCAAGCAGUACGUGUGCAAACUGCUAAGCAUGGAGCCGGACGGGACCUUCCUGCUCCGCUUCAGCGACUCCGAGAUCGGGGGCGUCACCAUCGCUUACGUCAUCCGGGGCAAGGACGGCUCCAGCCAGGUGGAAAAUAUCCAGCCCUUCUCUGCCAAGGACCUGUCCAUCCGCUGCCUCGGCGACCGGAUCCGGGACCUGGGGCAGCUCCGUAACCUGUACCCCAACAUCCCCAAGGACCAGGCGUUUGGGAGUCACUACAACAAAGAGCAGACAGGCAAGGACGGCCGGGGCUAUGUCUCCACUGCCAUCAAGAUGACUGUGGAAAGAGAAAGGGACCAGCAGCCUCCAAGCACCGUGGGGGCCCCUCCCGAGGCUCCCCAGGCACCGAUGUUCAACGUGCCCGUGCUGCAGCACGAGCUGCGCCCUGAGAGUCUGCAGCCACUGCUGGCCCCCAUCUGCCCCCCCACUCCGUUCUGCCCCCAGCCCAUCCCCACGGGCUACCCCACUGUUGAGAGCAAUAUCAUGAUGGUCCCCAACAGGCUCACCUCCCCGUUCCACAGCCCAUCACCGAUGGUCUCGCCUCCCUCGCUGUCCCACUGCCAGGACCCUGCCUUCAGGCCCCCCGGGUAAGACCUGGCACACAGGUGGAUGGGGGGGGACACCCUGCCCUGCCCCCUUUCCCUCCCCCCAACCCUGGGCUGGCACACCUGGAGUGACCAUCCCCAGCUGACCAGUGCUCCCAGGAGGAGCUCCCCCACCAGCCCCCCACAAACCAAGCAGUGCCUUCCCAAUGCCUCGGGGCUGCUUUGUGCCC
This is a messenger RNA of Cyanistes caeruleus (blue tit), 3025 nucleotides long. The record is from RefSeq and is a predicted model, not a curated record. NCBI's taxonomy places the organism in Eukaryota, Metazoa, Chordata, Aves, Passeriformes, Paridae.